Schizosaccharomyces japonicus yFS275 is the source of this 1832-nucleotide messenger RNA. Its product is annotated as NEDD8 activating enzyme. The record is from RefSeq and is a predicted model, not a curated record. Gene Ontology annotation, molecular function: NEDD8 activating enzyme activity; ubiquitin-like modifier activating enzyme activity. Lineage: Eukaryota; Fungi; Ascomycota; Schizosaccharomycetes; Schizosaccharomycetales; Schizosaccharomycetaceae. The coding region runs from base 103 to 1638 and encodes 511 amino acids. Gene Ontology annotation, biological process: protein neddylation. The transcript is spliced from 10 exons.
UGUUGUAUGAAAAUGCCUUUCCAGGCCAACUUCAUACACCGAUUUUUUGAACCGACUUCAGGACAUUAAAAUAUAUCAAUUCCGUGUGAUUUUUUUGCAAAAAUGAGUUUUCAUCAAAAUAAAUAUGAUAGACAAUUACGACUUUGGGAAGCAGCAGGCCAGUCGAAAAUUGAAAACGCAAGUUGUUGCCUACUAUACGUAAACAAUGUAGGAUGUGAAUGCCUUAAAAAUUUGAUUCUCCCUGGCAUUGGAAAAAUAUGUAUUCUUGAUGACCGGUUAGUUGACAAAAGUGUCGAUGCGCCAAAUUUCUUCUUGGACGAGGAAGAUCACAACAAAUCAAAGGUUGAAUGUCUAGCAGAGAACUUGAGUCGUCUUAAUCCAGAUGUCUGUAUAGAAUCUAAAAAAGCUAAUCCUCUUGACAUAAUUUCAUCGGAUAUUGAUUUUUUUCAUUCGUUUAAUGUGGUCAUUUUGGCUGACAUGCUACCAAAAAUACAAUUAAUAAAGCUGACGAACUAUCUCUGGAACAAACAAAUUGCUUUCCUUCAGUUGAGGUCUAUCGGGUUUAAUGGUAGUAUCCGAGUCUGUUUGCCAGAUUGCACAAUCUUACAGACACAAAAUGAUGCUUCUUUAGAUCUAAGGCUUAAUAUGCCAUGGGCUGAGUUGAAGGAAUACUCAAAACAACUUUUUGAGAGGGAAUCAAAAGAUAGGCAUGGAGAUAUACCUUUUGUUGCGAUACUUGUUCAUGGAUGCUCUCAACUUGAAACGGGAAAUAAAGGCAACCCUUCUUCCCAGCGGAAAGAUAUUCUUAGAAACUGGAUCAAAACACAAAUGCUAUACGCCGAUGAAGAAAAUUUUGAAGAAGCGCUUUCAAAUUGUUGGAGACCCUUUCAAAGUACUAAUAUAUCUUCCGCUCUAAAAACAAUUUUUGAUGACAUAAACUGCCAGAAUUUAAACGAGCAAUCAUCUUCAUUUUGGAUAAUCAUGAAUGCUAUUUGCAAGUUUGUGGAAUGCUAUCAUUGUAUUCCUGUUAGUGGGAUUCUUCCGGAUAUGAAGGCAGGAUCUUCCGAGUUCGUCUCAUUGCAACGAGUCUACCAACAAAAAGCAAAGGAGGACGCGCUUAAAGUAAAAAACUACGUUCAAAAGAAUUUGAAAUUACUUUCACGGCCAAUCGACUCUAUAACUGAUGAUGAGAUAUUUCAAUUUUGCAAAAAUGCAUCCCAAGCAAGGUACAUUAAGUACAGGAAAAUCGAAGAAGAACUCAACAGUCCUCUGUUGACAGACUUAGCAUCUGAUAAUGAGAGUUUGGUACCCUGGUAUUUCGCUUUCCGUUGCUUCGAUAUUUAUAAGGAACGCUACAACAGCUCCCCGGAUGCAUCAUUAACAUCAAGUAUCCAUAAGUACGAAGAGAUCGCAUGCGAGUUUAUGAAAUCUUUGGGACAAUCACCUACACAAUCCGUAUGCAAUGCAUGCAGAGAAAUUUCUCGUUCUGCAGGAGCUGAAAUUCACUCCGUUUCUGCUUUUAUUGGAGCUAUUGCUGCGCAGGAAGCUAUAAAAUUUCUUACACGUCAGUACAUACCCCUCAACAACACUUGUUUAGUAGAUGCAGCACACGCUCGAACAGAAUCAUUUAGCUUUUAGUGACAUAUAUACAUACUUACUGACAACAAAUCUGCUCUUCCAUUUUAGGAUUAAGCAUUCAAGGCUUCUCUAAUACGGUUCGUAAAUACCGAUAGCCAAAAAUCUUACAAGCGCGUUAAUAUAAGUGUUUUUAUUUUUUUGAUUUUAUGUCAGAGUCUGAUGCCCAAUUGUUUCUUCUUUAUUUGUAUUGACAU